CAGGUGCCCGACUGCGGUGUGCAACAAACUAUCUUUAGAACAUCUUUGCAAUCAAAACAUUUACACGCAAAAACGACUUGCGUUUGUAUAUGAACAUUUAACAACAUGGCUUGACAAUGUGUGUGAUAGUUGUAAGAACAUCGGAAUGAGUGGAGCGACAUCUUCGGCGGCUAAGACCAGGACAAAAUACAAACUGGUGAUACUGGGUGACGGAGGGGUUGGAAAGAGUGCUCUUGUCAUACAGUUUGCCUACCACAGAUUCCAGGAGUACCACGACCCCACUAUCGAAGAUGCAUAUGAGCACCAGUGCCGUAUCGAUGGUGAGGCAGCACAUCUGGACAUCCUGGACACUGCUGGUCAGCCGGAGUUCACCGCCAUGCGGGAACAGUACAUGAGGAAAGGAGAAGGCUUUGUCAUCUGCUACUCCAUCACCGACCACCGCAGCUUUGAUGAAGUUCUAGCGUACAAGAAACUGAUUGACCGAGUCCGAUGUGACCAGGAUAUUCCCAUUGUGCUUGUUGGUAACAAGUGUGACCUUGAAGAGAGACGCAAGGUUUCCACAGACGAUGGAGCUGCCCUGGCGCGUCAACUCAGGUGUCCGUUCUACGAAACCUCUGCCGUUCUGCGCCAGUGUGUAGACGAUGUCUUUCAUGGACUUGUUCGAGAGAUUCGCAGGAAGGAGAGGGAGGCUACUGAAGCUCAGGCUAAAGUCGACCGCAAGAAAAACAGAUUGCGAAGAAUGCGUUCAUUUUUCCAUAGCUUGAACUUAUUUAAGAAGCGGAGGGCACACCAGUCAUGAAGAACCUUUAUCAAGAAGCUUACAUACGCAAACAUAUGUACUUUCAUACAAAAAAGCAAGAUUGUUUAUUCUUGGAGAUUUGAAUUAUUUUUCUGAAACAAUAUUUAAUUUGAUUAUUUAUUUAGAAAUCAUUUGUUAGGUCAUAUUGAUGUAACUGAAAUGAUAUUUUUUAGCUUGACUGGUCAUUGACCUGAACAUUUUGACAUUUACCAUGUUAACACAUCACUCUGGAUAUCUCCUCCAAACAUUUCCAAACAAUACUCCAGAAACUCGAGUUCAACUUGUACAAAUUCUUUUUAAUUCUGAGUUUUCAUUUGGGCUAAAUGCAAUAGGAAAGAAGGGUUUUCCUGGAGGGUGAGAUGUUAGCCUCAAGGUUAGUGUGGUCAGUUGCCACCCAGAAAACCCAUGUUUUCCUUCACCAUAGAUACAAAAUUGGAAACCCGUUCUUGUGAAAUUGCAGCAAACUACAUUCAUUCUACUCACUCAUUCAUUGACUGUCACGUCAUUCGUUCUGAUUUCAUUGGCUUCUGUGACCUUUCUUGUAGUCAUAUUCCACCAGACCCAGUUGAGCACACUCUCUCCCCACUUGUCUGUCAUACACGUCACGAUAUAACUUACUGUUAAAAGCGGCAUGAAACCUAACUCACUCACUCAUCUGUCAUAUGUGCAGCUUUAUACGGUGUUGAUGUUCUAACUUGGUCUUGGUCAUGCAUGUAUUUGUUGUUAUUUUAGUCAACAUUGUGUAACAAACUUAAUGAAUUCUCUCAAUCUCAUUAAAAUCAGAUCUUAGUUCUCGCUACCGCCAAGAUCUGAGAACAUCCCACUGCGGGUCAUGUCAGAACGACCUUUCAUCUGACCAAUCAGAGCAUCGCUUAUCAGAUCAUGAAAGUGACGGUUGGAAUGUGAUUUUUGAUCGUGCAACCUCGAAAAAAACACACACAGGGUAUUCCGAACGAAGUUAUGGGCUUUAUCUGUAUUCGUACAAUCAAGACCAUCCAUAAGCCAUUCCAGAUUGUUCUUUUGUUCAAUUUUUGAUAUUUUAAUCGGGUGUAUGUCAAUAUAUGUUUCGAAGCAUUGUCGCCAGUUUGAAACUCGUGCUGUAAAGCUCGAUUAAGCUGCCUUCUGAUUGGCUAUUGUCGACUUCUUGUUAGUCAUUCCAUUGAUCAGUCAAUGUUCGCGAAAGGUCGGUCUGACGUGACCAGUAAUUGGAUGUCCUCAGAUCUUUGUUUAGCGGUAGCGAGAAAUAUGAUCUGAUUCUAUUGAGAUUGUGAAUUCCCUGAAUGUGAGAAGAAAAAUUACAUUAAUGCAUUGCUAAUGGAAAAGAAACAAAUUGAAAACUGGACUGACAAUGUAUCUGGUCAACAUUAUUCAUGGGAGCAUAUUCAAAUUUUGUUUUACCUUUUUGCCUCUACAAAUGAAUGAUCACCAUUUUCUCAAUGAGAAUUGAUCCAACCCUCAAUGGGGCACUGUUUCCAGCUGCAUUGGAUCAUUGAUGUGUUGUAUUCCUUGUGGUGCUUGGUGGCGUUAUGCUUGGUAUGUCAGAGUAAAUAAACUUGGAUGCAUGGUAUUAUGUACCAUGUGCCAGGUGUCACUGCAUGUGUAUCAGGGUACAUUAUCAUGUUUGUCACUGUAUAUGUGAGGGUACUUGCUUGAUAAGGUAUGCCAGUGUAUGUAUCAGGGGUGGUAACCCUGCUUACCAUGAUACAUGGUUUGUCUGUUGUUUAACGCCGCACUCAGCAAUAUUCCAGCUAUGUGACAGCAGUCUGUACAUAAUUGAGUUUGAACCAGACAAUCAAGUGAUUGUCAUCAUAAGCAUUGAUCUAUGAAUUUGGGAUACGAUGACAUGCAUCAACCAAGUCAGCAAGCCUGACCACUUGAUCUUGUUAACCACCACUUACAAUAAGUGUGGCUUGCUGAAGACCUGUUUUUACCCAGAUCUUCACGGGUUGAUACAUGGUAGUAGAUACUCUGCAAGUAUCAGGGGAGGUAACCAUGCUUUUUGUGACACAGGGCAAAUAUAGUGCAUGUAUCAGGGGAGGUAACUCUGGAAACAAUGAUACAGGGUAGAUUCACUGAAUCAAGCUCCUCUCAGCGAUAGCCUGUUUGCGGAGCUCUCUAUACUAUCGCUGCCACCAGUCAAAACUCUGCACUGUGAUAGGUGGCCACAACCAUGCUUGGAGGUGAACUCGCAACCGAAUGACCAUUAUGUUUACAAACAAGUGACGACUAUCGUGACUCCAUUUACUGCUGCUAAAUUACUUUCUUUAUUUGUCAAUUUGAAUUUCUAUUUCAUUUAAACUGUCAUGUAAUUAAUAUAGUAUGAAUGGAAGGGAGAUGUUGGUUGAUUUUCUGUUAGUCUGCAAUCUCGAACCAAUUUGAUUAUACAAACAACAAAAUAAAUUCAUAUGGAAAACAUGAUCAGUGGUAAACCUUUUCAAAAUAAAAUAUGAUGGCAUUCCCAAAAACAUAAACAAAAGGAUAAACAUUACUACAUUUUGGGUUAGAGGCCAAAUUUCAAGGUUCUUGUAAUGAUCUCGCCCACACUGGUGGCAGCGAUGUUACUGAGAGUGAAAAACGAAAGUGUCACGCGAUGGGAAGGAGCUUGACGCAGCCUGUAUCAAGGGAGGUAACCCUGGGAACCAGAAUAAAGGGUAGAUACACUGCAUGUAUCAAGGGAGGUAACCAUGACAUAUGCUCUGGUCACCACGACCAAUGUGACAUUGCUGACUAUGGUGUAAGACCCCAUUCACUCAGUAUGAUUGGUAAAUAUACUACUCAAAAGAAGUUAAGGACCACCCGAUUCUUUCACAUUACUGUAGUUAAUCUGGCAUGCUAUGACAAAUUAACUAUGUUAAUAUAUAAGAAUUGGGUGUUCUUUAGCUUCUUAUGAGUAUUAUGAGUAGUAUGAUUUAUUGAACAGUUCAAAAUAUAACAUGUAUAUUCAGUAUGUGUUAUCGAUAAUUACAGAUCUGUUUCAAUGUCUUCAGGAUGUGUUAUCGAUAAUUAUAGAUCUGUUUCGAUGUAUUCAGGAUGUGUUAUCAAUAAUUAUUGAUCUGUUUCAAUUUAUUACUCUUGGAUCUACCCAGAAAAUAUCCUACAGUUCUCCGACAUGUGAAGAUCCGGGGUAGAAUAGGUCUUCAGCAACCCAUGCUUGCUGUAAAAGGCGACUAUGCUUGUCGUAAAAGGCGACUAUGCUUGUCGUAAAAGGCGACUAACAGGAUCGGCUGGUCAGA
Haliotis rufescens (red abalone) is the source of this 4032-nucleotide messenger RNA. Its product is annotated as GTP-binding protein Rit1-like. Lineage: Eukaryota; Metazoa; Mollusca; Gastropoda; Lepetellida; Haliotidae. Gene Ontology annotation, biological process: Ras protein signal transduction. The record is from RefSeq and is a predicted model, not a curated record. Gene Ontology annotation, molecular function: GDP binding; GTP binding; GTPase activity. The transcript is spliced from 5 exons. Gene Ontology annotation, cellular component: plasma membrane. Bases 146 to 799 code for a protein of 217 amino acids.